This is a messenger RNA of Dictyostelium discoideum AX4, 552 nucleotides long. RefSeq names its product calcium-binding protein (gene cbpM). The coding region runs from base 1 to 552 and encodes 183 amino acids. The transcript has 3 exons. Gene Ontology annotation, molecular function: calcium ion binding. The record is from RefSeq and is a predicted model, not a curated record. Lineage: Eukaryota; Evosea; Eumycetozoa; Dictyosteliales; Dictyosteliaceae.
AUGGGUCAACAAAAUUCAAAAUUAACAAAGAGUGACAUCGAGUUUAUCGGUAAAAAUUCAAAUUUCUCAAAAGAAGAAGUUGCCAAUAUCUAUGGAGAGUUCAAAAAAUUUGAUAAAGACGGAAAUGGUAGUUUUGAUAGAAAAGAAUUUGUUUUAUUCUUUAAAAGUAAACUUCCAAACUAUCCAGAAGAUAAUUUAAAUAAAUUAUUUGACGCUUUUGAUUCUGAUAAAAGUAACACAAUUGAUUUCAAAGAAUUAACUGUUGCAUUAUCCAUUAUUGGUAAAGGUUCAGCUGAAGAUAAAUUAAAGGUUCUCUUUGAUAUUUAUGACAAAGACAAGUCUGGAAUUUUAGAGAAAAAAGAAGUUGAUGAAAUGAUUGCUUUAAUGAAAAAUGUUGGUGUGUCUUUGGGUAAAUCACCAGGAGAUAUCGAAUUAUUUAUUGUUAAAUUAUUUGAAAAGAUUGAUAAAGAUAAAAACAAUUUAAUCUCUAGAGAAGAAUUUUUAACUGAAGGUGCCAGAUCACCAUCACUCCUUACCUUAUUAGGCAUUUAA